AUGGCCAUUAUUCUUUUCUCUCCUAGCGGUAAGCCUUUCUCCUUUGGACACCCUUCUGUGGGUGCGGUCCUAGACAGAUUUGAGCAUCCACAGGCGGUUUGUCCUACUGUCACUCAACAGGCUAAAACUGAUGGAGGCACCUUAGUUGAACUGAACAAACAAUAUGCCGAUGUGCUCGAGCGACUGGAAGCUGAAAAGAAACGGGCAAAAGAGCUCCAGCAUGUUAAGCCUCUGCAAAUCGAAAACCUUAGCUUUGAACAGUUAAUAAUGGUAUUAAAGAAGGCGCUAGCAGAUCUCUAG
Eucalyptus grandis is the source of this 300-nucleotide messenger RNA. Its product is annotated as agamous-like MADS-box protein AGL61. The transcript has a single exon. Gene Ontology annotation, molecular function: protein dimerization activity; DNA binding. Lineage: Eukaryota; Viridiplantae; Streptophyta; Magnoliopsida; Myrtales; Myrtaceae. The coding region runs from base 1 to 300 and encodes 99 amino acids. The record is from RefSeq and is a predicted model, not a curated record.